CGACUACGAUCUCUAUCUCUUUCUCUCCUCGUUGUCCAAAGACUGCGUUUCCUUUCGAAGUCUCUCGCGGCGCCAUUGUUUGUUUCUUCCUCUCUCUCUCUCUCUUUCUCUUCUCUGUAAAUUUAUAGAAUUCGAGACUACAGAGAGUAAUUGGGUGAAAGGGAGACUGAGAAACAAAAAAGAGAGAAGCGAAUUGAAAAAUGCAUUCGUUUGGGUACAGAGCCAACGCUUUGCUGACCUUCGCGGCCACUAUACUUGCCGUCGUUUGUGCCAUGGCCUCCUUCUCUGAUACCCUCAAUUCGCCUUCACCCACAGCACAAGUGCAGGUUUUGAGCAUCAAUUGGUUUCAAAAUCAACCCCAUGGAAAUGAUGAGGUUAGCCUGACUUUAAACAUAUCAGCAGACUUGCAGUCAUUAUUUACAUGGAAUACGAAGCAGGUUUUUGUGUUUCUUGCUGCUGAAUAUGAAACCCCAAAGAACUCCUUGAACCAGAUCUCACUCUGGGACGGUAUCAUACCCUCCAAAGAGGAUGCGAAGUUUCAAAUCCAUACUUCGAACAAGUACCGUUUCGUUGAUCAGGGAAGUAAUCUGAGGGGUAAAGAAUUCAACUUGACACUGCACUGGCAUGUGAUGCCAAAGACAGGCAAAAUGUUUGCAAACAAAUUAGCGAUGUCUGGAUACCGCUUGCCAGAAGAUUACAGAUAGAGGAAAUUUCUCCAUUCAUUUUGUAACUUCUGAACUUCACUCAGUUUAUAUAGGCUUUAGCACCACCUUAAUCUCAACUUCUCAUGGAGGGAAUAGGAACACAGAGGAUUUUAGUUGUAUGCCAUUUUCCAAGCCAUUAAUUCUAAGGCUUAAUGAAUUCAUAUGCCACAACUGGUCUGCUCUAUCUCUCUCUUUUCUUUGAUCUAAUGCAUCAGUGGUUUACAUGUUGAAAA
This is a messenger RNA of Momordica charantia (bitter melon), 937 nucleotides long. Its product is annotated as signal peptidase complex subunit 3B. Gene Ontology annotation, biological process: protein targeting to ER. The record is from RefSeq and is a predicted model, not a curated record. Gene Ontology annotation, cellular component: signal peptidase complex; membrane. Lineage: Eukaryota; Viridiplantae; Streptophyta; Magnoliopsida; Cucurbitales; Cucurbitaceae.